This is a messenger RNA of Lachancea mirantina, 2100 nucleotides long. The record is from the annotation of a GenBank genome assembly. Lineage: Eukaryota; Fungi; Ascomycota; Saccharomycetes; Saccharomycetales; Saccharomycetaceae.
AUGUUCAAUAUAUUCGGCGAGAACAACCAGAAUAACCCGACCGGGUUUGACUCCAUGCUAGAGAUAUUACCCGAGGAGUUGGACGUUAAUUGGGUAGGAGCUUUUACCAGCACUGGAAGCUCCGAACAGUCACGGUCACGUUCACAACAAGCACUGCUGGGCGAUGAAGAGACCUUACAACACGAGGAUUUGGCUCCUAUGCAGCCCCCGGUCGAUGUGAUGAACCAGCAAAACGGUGAAAUUGCGCAGUUGUGGAGUUUUAACGUUGAUGAAUUCAUGAUGACUCCCACAGACACGAGCGAUUCUGCUACUAUAAGUGCUCCGAAUAGCUAUAAUUCAGAGAACUGGACUCCUCUGAAUGGUAGUUCCAAUUUCGCGCAACUUCUGAGUAGCCCAUUCCAUCAGGAUGUCAAGAAUUCAGACCAUAUGGGCAGUUCGUUCUCUAGGGCAGGUGACGAAGGAGCUGGUAUCCCCUUUAGACCCACGAUACCGUCUCGAAGGUCGUCGUCUCAGAUACCGAAAAAUUUGGCCGACGACGGUGGCAUACCGCUGUCGUCGUCGUCGACAGCAAACUCCGUGCGGAAAAGUUCCGUGACGCGGCCGAUGUCGUCGUCAUCGUUGUCGUCUUAUCGGCAGGGUUCCACACAAGAAGUACCAAAGAAACCGCAGGUGCAAUGUUUUAACUGUGAGACUUUCAAGACUCCGCUCUGGAGACGAGACGCGCAAGGAAAUACGCUCUGUAACGCUUGUGGUCUAUUCCAAAAGCUUCAUGGAACGAUGCGGCCGCUGUCGCUGAAAAGCGACAUCAUUAGAAAGAGAAAUACGAAGAAGAGGGCCAAGAAGUCGACAGCUGCAGCAGUAGCUGAUACCAAGGACAAAAAACCCCUGAAAUCGGCGAGUCCGGCCAAGAGACCCGAACCCAUCAAUAUCAACAUCGAUCCAUCAUUUCAGACUAGUUACUCGGCAAGCGCACCUCGCACCGAGCCCACAAGUACCAAAGGCAGAGAAGAAACUUCCGUUUCGACGGCUUUAACCACCACGUAUGCGACAACUUCUUCAUCGCAAGUUCCAGCUAGUGCUGUAUUCAGCGUGGGCGAUCCCAAUACCGAAACACCUUCCAAUCAGCUCGACUCCAGCAAUCUACUUAACCAUAAUAAGCGCAUAAUGGCCUCUGCCGGACCAGGAUCGGCACGAAAGUCUCGGAGGUCCAGUACUUCCAGUUCCGCUUCAAAUUCAAGCAACAGGUCUUCAUCUUCGAGAUCAGUUGUACCAAUUCUACCGAAGCCAUCCUCAAACAGUUCUACUCCACAGGCUCAGUUCCAAUUUCUCAACAGUCACCCAAGUAGUGGAGGUGAAAGCGCCGCAUCGUCGCCACGGUUUUCCAACUCCCCUCGUGCAUCUUUUGGCGCAUCAAGCCCCUUGCCUCAAUCCGCUGGCCAGACUUUGUCAAGUUCCGGCAGUCGGCCGGGCAUGGUUAUACCGCGCAGAAAAUCAUCUCGCAAAAUGAUGUCUUCAUCAUCUUUCAUGGCAGCUUCGCUGCAGCAGCAUCAUCAACAACAGCAGCCCCAACAACAAGCCGCACCUCAGACUUUGGCUCUAGCGAGCAGCUCUAAUUCGACAAUAUCUGCCCCGGGUUCUUGGCAAUCGGGUUCCAAUUCUGUACCGUCUCCCAAAACGGGCAGGUCCCCACGCUCGCCUUUCGACUUGUUUUCCCCUUCAGAAGUACAAUCGCGGCCUGCGUCCCGCAAAUCACAGACUUCUUUACUUUCUCAGCAGUUACAACAGGCGACAAUAUCUUCGCAGUUCCAGUCUUUGGGAUCUCAGACUCAAAUGGCUCCUAAUAACGCCAACGGCAGCGGGCCAACUUCUGGCCUUGCUACUCCACAACCCAUAUCCCUCAAAAGAUCUUCUGCCACAGCAUCGCCCAGGCACAGCUAUGUUGACUCAAUACAACAGCAGAGAGGCGUUUAUGCCGAUUCGAACGGUCGCAGAAGUAGCUCUUUAAGAGCCGAUACUGUACCACCACCACCACCUUCAAAUGGCCAAAAACCCAAAGAAGUCGUUAUGGAGGACCUCGAAUGGCUCAAAUUUGGACUUUAG